UUAACCAAAUGAUUGUGACAAUAAUGAUAGUCAAAAUGUUAAAUGUGUGUCAACAUGUAAAAAAAGCCAUUGUGUCGACCCUAUCGACAACGGGGAGAUGUUACUGAUGUGUUAUGUGUCUGUCUUCAAUGUAAGAAAACAAACGUUUUUGACUUCCACACGAAAUGACUUCUUUACUCAAUUUAGUUUUAAGGAAGUGUGUAGGUCGCAUUCUGUAUCAUACAGCUAUGAAGUUUAUAUAUUUAGAACCACCUGCUUGAAAAGAAUCCAGUGAUGUCUGUCUUGAGUGUCCUAGAACUGUUUAGUUUUUUGUGUUCUGACUUGUAAAACAGAAUGAAUAAAAUAAGUAAUGUAAACAUUAUCAGUAAUUACCAGGCAGCUCUACAAUAUUUGUUUUAAAUUAUGUAAUGUUUGAAAGCUGGCCUCAGGUUGAGGGAUCUGAUUUGGAUUAAACCUCAUAGCAAGGCAGUUUUAUGAUGKGGAGAUUUCAUCCUGGUUUCUCUUAAAAUGAACACUGUCUUUGUCAGGAGGAAAACCAAACUUGGAAGAACCAAUGACUUCUAAACCAGCAAUACGACACCUCUGCUCCCAGAUUGGAAAGAGUUUUAACAAGUUAGGAAGCCUGAAAAGACAUGAGGACACACACAGUGGAGAAGCCUUUCCAUUGCUCCCAUUGUGGGAAGAGUUUUAGCCACUUAGGAAAUCUGAAAGCUCAUGAGCGAACACACACAGGGGAGAGGCCUUUCCAUUGCUCCCAGUGUGGAAAGAGUUUUAGCCAUUCAGGAAGCCUAAAAGUUCAUGAGCGAAUACAUACAGGGGAGAAGUCAUACCAUUGCGCCCAGUGUGGUAAGAGUUUUAGCCAGUCAGGAAGCCUGAAAGUUCAUGAGCGAAUACAUACAGGGGAGAAGUCAUACCAUUGCGCCCAGUGUGGAAAGAGUUUUAGCCAUUCAGGAAGCCUGAAGGAACAUAUGAGACUGCACACAGGGGAGAAGCCUUACUACUGCUCCCAUUGUGGAAAGAGUUUUACCCAUUUAGGUAGCAUGAAAGGACAUGAGAGGAUACACACAGGAGCGAAGCCACACCCAUACUCCCGGUGUGGAAUGAGUUUUAAGCGGUUAGACGCCCUCAAAGCUCAUGAGCGAAUACACACAGGGGAGACACCAUACCAUUGUGCUCAGUGUGGAAAGAGUUUUAGCCAUUCAGGUAACCUGAAAGCCCAUGAGCAAAUUACACACAUUUGAGAAGCCAUUGCGCCCAGUGUGGAAAGAGUGUUAGCCUUUUAGAAAGCUUGAGAGUUCAUGAGCGAACACACACAGGGGAGAAGCCUUACCACUGCUCCCAGAGUUCAUAGCGUUUUACCUAUUUAGGAGGCCUGAAAGAACAAAUAAGACAGGGGAGAAUCCUUACAAAUGUUCAGACUGGGAAGACAUAUUACUCAUCACAGUCACUUACAAAACAUAUGAGAAUCCACACAGGAGAGAAUAAUUACUUAUCCUAGUGUGUAAACUUGUAAUUCACAUCACAUACACUUAAAAUUCAUCAGAGUGUACACACUGCUCCCAUUGUCUUAUGUUGUUCCCUGAGAAUGUGUUUACUUGUUUUUACUAUAAGAAAUUCAAUUGUACACAGUCUACUCAAACAUAUAUUUGUAUGUUUUUAUUAGAAAACAAAUUGUAUAUGGAGUAUGUCAGUUUGAAUAUAGAGUAGAUCAGAUUCCAUGUGUUUAAAUGGUCAUUUUUUAAACUCUUGACUAUGUGUGUUUAUCUGGGUGUCUUUCCUCCAGCACUACAGAUAGUCAAGUGAUAUUUGGAUGUGGUGCAUUUGUUCCGUUGUUUACAUUUGCAAUGUUGGCCCACAGAUGAUUUAAUGAAAUGAAAAUGUUCACAGACUCUGUAAUGCAAAAUGUUAAUUGUA
Messenger RNA from Salvelinus sp. IW2-2015, 1914 nucleotides. Its product is annotated as zinc finger protein 135-like. Gene Ontology annotation, biological process: regulation of transcription by RNA polymerase II. NCBI's taxonomy places the organism in Eukaryota, Metazoa, Chordata, Actinopteri, Salmoniformes, Salmonidae. The record is from RefSeq and is a predicted model, not a curated record. Gene Ontology annotation, molecular function: DNA-binding transcription factor activity, RNA polymerase II-specific; RNA polymerase II cis-regulatory region sequence-specific DNA binding.